AUGCUGCUGGAUCCCCCUCUGACACAGCUUGAGGGGACCCUGACACCCAUUCCCUGCCCAGUGCGAGCUGAGGUGUCUGGCCUGGGCUGGAGACUCCUCAGGUUCCAGCCAGAACUCUUCCCCACGCUGCAGUGCACCCUGGCAAAGUAUGGGAUGGUGUUUGAUGCAGGCUCAUCCCACACCUCUCUGUUCGUGUACCAGUGGGAUUCGGACAAGGAGAACGACACUGGAGUGGUCAGCCAGACCCUGUCCUGUGAUGUGCAGGGGCAAGGCAUAUCAAGCUAUGCCAACAAUCCCCCUGAGGCUGGCAAUUCCCUAAGGGAGUGCUUGGAUAAAGCCCUGCAGGUUAUUCCUGCUGAGAAGCAGAGGGAUGUCCCAGCUUAUCUUGGAGCAACGGCUGGCAUGAGGCUGCUGAGGGAACAGAACAGCUCAGCAGCAGAGCAAGUCCUGGCUGAGGUUGCUAAAACCAUGCAGGAGUACCCAGUGGCUUUCAGAGGGGCUCGGAUCCUCACAGGAGAGGAGGAGGGGGCCUAUGGCUGGAUCACCAUCAACUACCUGCUGGACUCCUUCACCAAGUACUCUCCCAAAGCACACACCUGGCUUCGUCCGGAGGCAGCCGACAUUUUUGGGGCGCUGGAUCUUGGAGGAGCAUCCACCCAAAUCACCUUUAUGCCCGAAGGUUCAGCCCUGAUCCAGAAUGAAGGCUCUGAGCUGACCCUGUACGGGUACAGGUACAGGAUCUACGCCCACAGCUACCUGUGCUACGGGCAGGACGAGAUGCUGAAGCGGCUGGCCAAGGAAUUGAUUGUGGUGAGCAGCUGCUGAGCCCUGCAGCGUCACAAUGCCAAGCACACAC
This is a messenger RNA of Zonotrichia albicollis (white-throated sparrow), 856 nucleotides long. NCBI's taxonomy places the organism in Eukaryota, Metazoa, Chordata, Aves, Passeriformes, Passerellidae. The record is from RefSeq and is a predicted model, not a curated record.